This is a messenger RNA of Schistocerca nitens (vagrant locust), 1131 nucleotides long. RefSeq lists its product as uncharacterized. The record is from RefSeq and is a predicted model, not a curated record. Bases 1 to 1131 code for a protein of 376 amino acids. The transcript has 2 exons. Lineage: Eukaryota; Metazoa; Arthropoda; Insecta; Orthoptera; Acrididae.
AUGCUCGCUCAUUCCCCCCCCCCCAAUCCGUUCCCCUAUGCUCGCACGCUGCCGCACCCCGCCUAUCCGUUCCCCUACACUCGCACGCUGCCGCACCCCGCCUAUCCGUUCCCCUACGCUCGCACGCUGCCGCACCCCGCCUAUCCGUUCCCCUACGCUCGCACGCUGCCGCACCCCGCCUAUCCGUUCCCCUACGCUCGCACGCUGCCGCACCCCGCCUAUCCGUUCCCCUACGCUCGCACGCUGCCGCACCCCGCCUAUCCGUUCCCCUACGCUCGCACGCUGCCGCACCCCGCCUAUCCGUUCCCCUACGCUCGCACGCUGCCGCACCCCGCCUAUCCGUUCCCCUACGCUCGCACGCUGCCGCACCCCGCCUAUCCGUUCCCCUACGCUCGCACGCUGCCGCACCCCGCCUAUCCGUUCCCCUACGCUCGCACGCUGCCACACCCCGCCUAUCCGUUCCCCUACGCUCGCACGCUGCCGCACCACGCCUAUCCGUUCCCCUACGCUCGCACGCUGCCGCACCCCGCCUAUCCGUUCCCCUACGCUCGCACGCUGCCGCACCCCGCCUAUCCGUUCCCCUACGCUCGCACGCUGCCGCACCCCGCCUAUCCGUUCCCCUACGCUCGCACGCUGCCGCACCCCGCCUAUCCGUUCCCCUACGCUCGCACGCUGCCGCACCCCGCCUAUCCGUUCCCCUACGCUCGCACGCUGCCGCACCCCGCCUAUCCGUUCCCCUACGCUCGCACGCUGCCGCACCCCGCCUAUCCGUUCCCCUACGCUCGCACGCUGCCGCACCCCGCCUAUCCGUUCCCCUACGCUCGCACGCUGCCGCACCCCGCCUAUCCGUUCCCCUACGCUCGCACGCUGCCGCACCCCGCCUAUCCGUUCCCCUACGCUCGCACGCUGCCGCACCCCGCCUAUCCGUUCCCCUACGCUCGCACGCUGCCGCACCCCGCCUAUCCGUUCCCCUACGCUCGCACGCUGCCGCACCCCGCCUAUCCGUUCCCCUACGCUCGCACGCUGCCGCACCCCGCCUAUCCGUUCCCCUACGCUCAAAAUCCAGAAUGGCAGACAGGCAAGACAGCGGCCGCCAUAUCAGAAAACACAAGCCUCAAGAGGGUGUGCUAG